AUGAGCACUCACCAACGCGAUGGAUCCUUGCUACGGAAAAAGCAGGAUCAAUGGGCGCGUGAACGAGCGGAAGAAGCUGAAAAUACCUGGUUCCCGUUCGGUUCACCUGGUGGUGGAAAUCCAAAUCGCAAGCAUGAGUCCAUAGACUAUUCAUCACCACAUGCAAAAACUCAGGUGCAGCAACAUCAGGACCAGUCAUUAUCACAGGUCAAGACAUCUUUUAUGACUGUUUUGUUUUUCCCAUAA
This is a messenger RNA of Haemonchus placei, 246 nucleotides long. NCBI's taxonomy places the organism in Eukaryota, Metazoa, Nematoda, Chromadorea, Rhabditida, Trichostrongylidae. The record is from the annotation of a GenBank genome assembly.